AUGAACUUGGCUGAGAUUUGUGACAAUGCAAAGAAAGGAAGAGAAUAUGCACUUCUUGGAAAUUAUGACUCAUCAAUGGUAUAUUACCAAGGGGUGAUCCAGCAGAUUCAGAGACAUUGCCAGUCAGUUAGAGACCCGGCUAUCAGAGGCAAAUGGCAACAGGUUCGGCAGGAAUUAUUGGAAGAAUAUGAACAAGUUAAAAGUAUUGUCAACACUUUGGAAAGUUUUAAAAUUGACAAGCCCCCAGAUUUCCCUGUGUCUUGUCAAGACGAACCAUUUAGAGAUCCUGCUGUUUGGCCGCCCCCUGUACCUGCAGAGCACAGAGCUCCACCUCAGAUAAGGCGUCCUAAUCGAGAAGUAAAACCUCUGAGGAAAGAAAUGCCAGGAGCAGGAGCCCGGGGACCUGUAGGUCGAGCACAUCCUAUAUCAAAGAGUGAGAAGCCUUCUACAAGUAGGGACAAGGAUUAUAGAGCAAGAGGGAGAGAUGACAAGGGAAGAAAAAAUAUGCAAGAUGGUGUGAGUGAUGGUGAAAUUCCAAAAUUUGAUGCUGCUGGAUACGAUAAAGAUCUGGUAGAAGCCCUUGAGAGAGAUAUUGUGUCCAGGAAUCUUAGCAUUCAUUGGGAUGACAUAGCAGAUUUGGAAGAAGCUAAGAAGUUGCUAAGGGAAGCUGUUGUUCUUCCCAUGUGGAUGCCUGACUUCUUCAAAGGGAUUAGAAGGCCCUGGAAGGGUGUGCUGAUGGUUGGACCCCCAGGAACUGGUAAGACCAUGCUAGCUAAAGCUGUUGCCACUGAAUGUGGCACAACGUUCUUCAACGUUUCCUCCUCUACAUUGACAUCCAAAUAUAGAGGUGAAUCUGAGAAAUUAGUCCGUCUGUUGUUUGAAAUGGCUAGAUUUUAUGCCCCCACUACAAUCUUCAUUGAUGAGAUAGAUUCCAUCUGCAGUCGAAGAGGGACCUCUGAUGAGCACGAAGCAAGUCGCAGAGUCAAGUCUGAGCUACUCAUUCAGAUGGAUGGUGUUGGAGGAGCUUUAGAGAAUGAUGAUCCUUCCAAAAUGGUUAUGGUAUUGGCUGCUACUAAUUUCCCAUGGGAUAUUGAUGAAGCUUUGCGAAGAAGAUUGGAGAAGAGAAUUUAUAUACCUCUCCCAACAGCAAAAGGAAGAACCGAGCUUCUAAAGAUCAAUCUUCGUGAGGUUGAAUUGGAUCCUGAUAUUCAACUGGAAGAUAUAGCAGAGAAGAUAGAGGGCUAUUCUGGUGCUGACAUAACUAAUGUUUGCAGGGAUGCAUCCUUAAUGGCAAUGAGACGGCGCAUCAAUGGCUUAAGUCCAGAAGAGAUCCGUGCACUUUCUAAGGAGGAGCUUCAGAUGCCUGUUACCAAAGGAGACUUUGAGUUGGCUCUUAAAAAAAUCGCCAAGUCUGUCUCUGCUGCAGACUUGGAGAAGUAUGAAAAAUGGAUGGUUGAAUUUGGAUCUGCUUGA
Pipistrellus nathusii (Nathusius's pipistrelle) is the source of this 1473-nucleotide messenger RNA. The record is from the annotation of a GenBank genome assembly. Lineage: Eukaryota; Metazoa; Chordata; Mammalia; Chiroptera; Vespertilionidae.